AUGAUUGGUUCUCUUCUAUAUCUUACUGCAUCUAGGUGGGACAUUAUGUUUAGCGUGUGUAUGUGCGCUCGUUAUCAAUCAGCUCCUAAGGAAUUGCAUUUAAAAGCCGUAAAACAUAUUCUUAGAUAUUUUCAUGGUACUUCUAAGUAUGGGCUUUGGCAUUCCAAGGGAAGCGAUUAUAAUUUGGUUGAUUAUAGUGAUUCCGAUUUUUUCGGUUGUGAAUUGGAUAGGAAGAGUACUAGUGGAAUUUACCACAUGUUUUCAAAUUCCUUAGUAAGUUGGCAUAGCAAGAAACAGGUUUUUGUUGCUUUGUCAACUGACGAGGCGGAAUACGCAGCGACCGUGUGUCAUUAUUAUGAUAACAUCUCUGUUUUUGGUUCGAGUGGUGGUAAAUCUAUAUAUCGCCUUCCUAGAGCACAUGCAUGUGCAUUAUUUCCGGAGCACUAA
Lathyrus oleraceus (garden pea) is the source of this 447-nucleotide messenger RNA. Its product is annotated as secreted RxLR effector protein 161-like. Lineage: Eukaryota; Viridiplantae; Streptophyta; Magnoliopsida; Fabales; Fabaceae. Bases 1 to 447 code for a protein of 148 amino acids. The transcript has 2 exons. The record is from RefSeq and is a predicted model, not a curated record.